Sphaeramia orbicularis (orbiculate cardinalfish) is the source of this 1187-nucleotide messenger RNA. Its product is annotated as glutathione S-transferase A-like. The record is from RefSeq and is a predicted model, not a curated record. The coding region runs from base 94 to 771 and encodes 225 amino acids. The transcript is spliced from 6 exons. NCBI's taxonomy places the organism in Eukaryota, Metazoa, Chordata, Actinopteri, Kurtiformes, Apogonidae.
UCACACCUCAGCUUCACUUCACCCUUGUCUGUGUCGUCCUUCUUCUUCUUCUUCUUCUUUUCAGGCUUCUUUGGAUCAGUCCGUUCUGCAGCCAUGGCCAAAGACAUGACUCUGCUGUGGGGGCCCGGCUCCCCUCCCUGCUGGAGGAUCAUGGUGGCUCUGGAGGAGAAGGGCCUGCAGGGAUACAACAGCAAAAUGCUCUCCUUCGAAAAGGGAGAGCACAAGUCUGCUGAGGUCAUGAAAGUGAACCCCAGGGGUCAACUUCCUUCCUUCACAGUUGGAGGCACUCCCCUGAAUGAGUCCAUAGGCGCGUGCUUUUACCUGGAGGACGUGUACAAGUCCCAGGGAAACAAGCUGAUCCCAGACUGCCCCAAAGAAAAGGCCGUGAUGUACCAGCGCAUAUUUGAGGCCAUGCCACUUAUGGACAAAAUGGCGAUUGUCGUCUACUACGACUAUAAGGUCCCUGAAGGAGAGAGACAUGACUCGGCUGUGAAGAGAAACAAAGAGACUUUGACCGCUGAGUUGAAACUUUGGGAGGAAUACCUGCAGAAGACUCCAGGUGGUUUCCUGGCUGGAAAGACCUUUACAUUGGCCGACGUGGUGCUUUUUCCAGUUAUUGCUUAUCUCUUCCGUAUGGGAUUAUGUGAAAAGCGUUACCCAAAACUGGCAGCAUACCACAGCGCUCUGAAGGACCGACCCAGCAUCAAAACCACCUGGCCUCCCACCUGGAAGGAGAACCCACAGACACAAGAUACACUGAAAGAGAUGUGAGCUCAGCUGACACUUGAUUGCCCCUGCUUAUAAUCAUUCCUAUUGCACUACUCUAGCUGGGUUGCAUUUGAAAGCACAUAUAUUAUUGUUGUUUUGUGUCUCAGUUUUCUUAUAUCCUCCAAUUAAAGCUGCACAUUACUGUGUUUGUGCAUUUUCUCCACUACAUUUAGGCCCUUGUCAUCUCAUAUUUUGGGUUAAACUUUGGAAACCACUUUUUUUAUAAAGGUUGGUGCUACAUCAGAUCAGUUGGAGUGAUCGGCUCUGAUUCAGGGUUUUACUCUUGACACAAAUACGAAAAAAAUUGCAUGGCAGCUAAAUGUCCACACAGUGGAGAACUAUACAUUGCUUUUUAAAUGUUUUGAUAAACUGCUUUGCUGCUGAUGUAUACAAUAAAAAAGUUUCAAAAGCAUCAAAAA